AUGGCCCGCCCCGCGGCCCAGCCUAGCCCCACACCUAGCCCCAUGCUGGCCUCUCCACCUCUGGGUCUGGCCAGCCCCAGCUCCACCAUGGUCAGCCUCAAGAGCCUGCUCCAGGGACCGGUCAAGAGUCCCGAACGCCGGGGGCCCAAGGACCUGGGUUCAUGUGUGAUCAAAGAGAAGGAACGGAAGAUGGAGGAUGACCUCAGCAUCUCACGACCCGGGCACUGUGCUUACCUGGGGUCCCUCCUGUGGGAGCGCACUCUGCCCUACAACGAGAUUGAAUAUGUCGACCUGGACGAGUUUUUGCUGGAAAACGGCUUGCCGCCAAGUCCGGCCCAUCAGUCCUUCUCGCCGGGAAGCCAGCCCACUGCGUCACCUUCCAGCGGGGUCGUGGUAGACCUUAGCCGCCCGGCUUCAUGCGCCUCUUCGUCUUCGAUCUGCUCCUCGUCUGGCGAAGGCCUAGUGGGUAGUGAUUACGACCAUCACAGCAGCAAGACAGGACCCAUCACGCCCGUGUCCCGGAGCACGCCCAGUCCCGUGGACCCGGAGGCUGUGGAGGUUCUCAUGAACUUUGACCCUGACCCUGCUGACCUGGCGCUCUCCAGCAUCCCGGGGCAUGAGACCUUUGACCCACGCAAGCAUCGGUUCUCCGAGGAGGAGCUGAAACCGCAACCCAUUAUGAAAAAGGCCCGGAAAAUACAGGUGCCGGAUGAUCAGAAGGAUGAGAAAUACUGGAACAGGCGGUACAAGAACAACGAGGCGGCGAAACGCUCACGGGACGCCCGCCGCCUCAAGGAGAACCAGAUCACCGUCAGGGCGGCCUUCCUGGAAAAGGAGAAUGCCGUCCUGCGGCAGGAGGUGGCCAACAUCCGCCAGGAACUCACCCGCUACCGCAGCAUCCUCUCCAAGUACGAAUCGCAGCACGGCACCUUGUAAAACCCACGGCCCAGAUGCCGUGCUCUUCUCCAUUGCCCCGUCGCCGAGGCGGUGGGGCCACCCUGGUUUUCAACCCUGAUCCCCGUCUUCCCGAACCGGGCAAACAAAUAAUCAAACAACGGAUGUUUGGAACGAGGGGAAAGGUCCGAGGUGGGCGAUUCCCACGUGCGGGACUCUCGCGGUCCGGGUGCACGACAGAAGGGACAAGACUUUCCGGGUUGACGCACGCCGACCCUCGCCAAGGAGAGGGCGGCGACGUCAAGAUGUUGAACUGGGCAUUGUAGGCACACGGAACACACCGAACACACAAGGGCUCUGUAGCACGCUGGAAGAUGUUAUUGUGUGCGUGUACACACACAAACACACAGACACACACAAGUUUGGCUCGUGGGCAGGCUUUUCUGCCCGAAGGCCAGAAUUCA
Euleptes europaea (tarantolino) is the source of this 1358-nucleotide messenger RNA. It is a transcript of the gene DBP, whose product is annotated as D-box binding PAR bZIP transcription factor. Gene Ontology annotation, biological process: regulation of transcription by RNA polymerase II. The record is from RefSeq and is a predicted model, not a curated record. Gene Ontology annotation, cellular component: nucleus. Lineage: Eukaryota; Metazoa; Chordata; Lepidosauria; Squamata; Sphaerodactylidae. Gene Ontology annotation, molecular function: DNA-binding transcription factor activity, RNA polymerase II-specific; RNA polymerase II cis-regulatory region sequence-specific DNA binding. The transcript is spliced from 4 exons. Bases 1 to 936 code for a protein of 311 amino acids.